GCUAAUCCGGAGGUGCUAAAUGACAACUUCAGCCGCUGCCCAACAAGCAUAUGAAUCGGAUCCCAAGUACAAGAAAUACACCCAGCAGGUCGAGAAAUGCCUCAAUUCGUUUGAUAAUGUACACGAAUGGGCAGAUUGUAUCGCGUUUUUGAAGCAACUGCUCAAGACCUUCCAAUCGUACAUGCAGUUCAAGGAGAUCCCACGCAAGUUGGUUGUCGCAAAACGGCUGUCGCAGUGCUUGAAUCCCGCUCUACCUACGGGGGUGCACCAGCGGGCAUUGGACGUUUAUGCUCAUAUUCUCGCAGUAUUGGGGUCGGAAGGUCUCAGGCGCGAUCUAGCACUCUGGUCAUUUGGUCUUUUCCCCUUCUUUGAAUACGCCGCAACAUCCGUCAAGCCUACUCUCCUGAAUCUGUAUGACACGCACUAUCUGCCGCUGCAAAGUGGCUUGCGUCCUGUAAUGAAGUCAUUCAUUAUAGCGCUGUUGCCCGGAUUGGAGGAGGAGACUGGGGAAUUCUUUGAAAAGGUAUUGAGUCUACUGGAUCGUCUGUCUGGGGCCGUGUCAAUGUCGUUCUUCUUCCAAAACAUCUGGCUGGUCAUGCUGACAACGCCAGCUGCCCGUGGGACAUCCCUCAAUCUUCUUUCACGUCGACUCCCGCGGUUAAGUAGUGAUGAAGAUAUAUCGUCUAUCAUUGGCCAAGACAUCGGGUUGAUGAUUCGUGCCUUUGCUGCUGCCUUGGAGGACGAGAACCUUCUGGUAAGAAGAGGAGCUUUGGAUCUUCUACUGCAGUCUAUGCGCUUGGAUAGCGCGCCUCUGCGGAAGGCUCAAGGAGACGAUCGUACAAUUCUGAUGAGGGCAGCAGUUUCUGUCGUACUUCGACGCGAUCUCUCGUUGAAUCGGCGGCUCUACACUUGGUUACUUGGACCUGACGAGAAAACGGAGCAUCAAACAGCUUACCUACGAGCCAAUGCGCUGACUCUGCUUAGCUCAACCUUGAAAGAGGAAAUGAUCUCGCCUUCCGGUGAAUAUUCCGAAUCAAGGCCAUUCAAGAUUUUUAUCUCUCUUCUUGAUAAGUGGGAGAUAGGCGCACCACUAACGGAUGUCCUUGUAUUUGACUCUUUCAAAGCCCUUAAAGGUCUGGUCGUGACGGGCACGGAUGGUAGCGAAGAUGUGACUAUGACAGCUAGCACUCUGUACGAAGCUGUGGAACCAGGCAUCAUAUGGAAACAACUACUCCAGGCAGUAUUUGAUGAAAUCAUCAAAGACGAAGAGAAAUGCGAAGCGAUUUCCAUGGUCCAGUUCAUCCUCAAAACGUUCUCCCAGGACGAGGAGAUUCAGACCAUUCAUCUACCCGUAAUAUUCGCAGCUAUCGUCGAUCUCCUGCAUUUUCGACUGAGUAAAACAAAGUCCCCACCUUUAUCCACCACCACCAAGGAAAUUCUGUUACUCUUGGAGAUUAUAUUACACCAGAUCCCUCGUGUCGCUCUUAUGCAGCGGCCAGAAGCAAACGAAGGGGACAGCUCUGUGAGAGAUUCACAACGACCAUACAUCUUUGCUUGCACAGUUUACGGAAUUGAGCCCCUUGCGAUCGAGCCUGCCUCAACUUCUGGGUCUUUUAGCAUUCCUUUUGCAUCAUCUUUCGAGAGCCUGGUAUCCCUGAGCUCUAUCUUCUCUCAUAACUUAGUUUCGGCUGCAGAGAAGGUUGUUGCAUUCCGUGAAGCGCUCUGUCAAACUCUUCUUCUCCUUGAUGCGCUGGUCGGCAGACUUGGCACAUCUAUGAUGAAGAUUACGUGGCAUCCUUCGCACUGGUUGUCGGUGGUCCUCGAUUGUAUCGGUCACGGGUCUGCCAAUUUUACAACCGUGGAUCGCACUGUGAGCCUUGUCGUUGCGUUGCAUCACGCAUCAGGGAUGGAACCCAAGGUGCACAUCGAUGAACGGCCUACGAUGUAUAAAAUGGUGAUCAAGCUUCUUCGUUAUCUUCGCUCGGAUUGCGCAGCCUAUCACGUACGGGUGGUCAAUCUUAUCUGGGCAUUGGAAGCUGCCACUAAGAGACCACACGUUGAAUCGAUCCUGGCUCAAACUAUGAAUUCGCCCGAGUCUCGGAAUGUUCAAGAAUCGUAUGAAGCAUUUGGUAUCCUGUGGAGAUUAACAGAGGACAAUCUCCUUCCCGGUUUUCGGUUCAAGGUCCCUAUGAUGAUCGUUCUGGACACACUGAAAAACGAUGACCCUAGUCUUCGGCGGAUUGGCGAAACGUGGAUGCGUUGUAGUCUCAAGUCCUAUUUGAGAGUGUUGGACCCGAUCAUCUUCGAACUGCUGGAUCCUUCAAUCCGGAGAGUGCCCAACACGGUAAAAGUUCGAGGCAAAGAACUGCAAGGGUUCGCUUAUGGGCGCCCAUUCGAUCAGCGUUAUACCCAACACUUGCUCGAGAUGUUGCUAUCAGUAAUCCGAUUUGGGGGACAAGGAUUUGCCAAGACGGCGCGAAGCACAUCCAUCAAGCGUUCUCAGCAUUCAGGGCUUGUUCAAAGGGUGCAGUCUGGAGGUUUCCCUGAGCAAGACGUCACCUAUAUGGAAGUGCUGGUGGACCUAUUGCUUCGUUUCCUGCAAUCUGAGCCUAGUGUGCCCUGGGCUCCCACGAUGCAGCCUCAGAAUGCAGUGAUACAUUCGACCACGGUGGACCUUCUUCAGACGAUUGUUGCUCGCGGCGAAAUAGAGCUUGUCGUGGUUGAAUCCAUCGAAGCAAUAGUCAUCGGAAAGCUCUAUUAUUGCAUUCACACGAACAGACUGGACCUGCAGAAUAAGCUACUUCACCUGCUCCAUUCGGUGAUCUCUGCAUCUACCACUGACGAUCUUGUCAGACUAUUCGGAAAGCAUAGACAAGGUGAACGACCUCCGGAGACCCUAACUACGUUUGACGGCACUCAGGAAAUACAACCAAGAGCAUACACUGUCAAUCCUUUACUCAUUCAAACCCUGAUGGAUGGCAUAUCUAUUCCAAACAAUAGGCCUGUUUUGCAGCACUGGCUGGACUUUGUUCUCAUGGCCGUCCCUCAGUUCCAGCCCGCUCUACAUGCAGUUAUUGCUCCGCUAAAUGAAUGCAUAUGUCGCCAGCUUCAAACGUCGCUUAACAACCUUUUAAAAGCAUCAAGCCAUGACGACACAUUUAGCGAUGAUACAAACUCCACGGUCACUGACGCAGAGUUCAUCAUGCUGCUGAAUGGUCUUGAACGUCUCGUACUACUUAGUCUUGCAUAUACAUCAGAACUGCUAAGUCCGGAGGAGGAUUCAAGUGGGACAGAGAAGUCUGCUGAAUCCGGAGGCAUUCUUGGUUACGUUUCGACUGUCUUUAGCUCUGAGCAUACGCAACAAAAUGUGGAUGAGCAGUUGACAGUUCGAUCGCAAGGGUACCGCUCGCUACAAGAUGCUGUGCAAGUUCUGUAUUCGAUAUGGAGUUUGCUAUGUUGGACAGAUCCCGAGACACGUGCUCCGAAAGAUGAAUCGACAUCUCUCAUCUACAAUCGCGUACGACUUCGCAGUCGCAGGGUACUUGAGCACCUGUUUCGAGUGCAGUCUCCUGAGGUGUUCGAAGCCAUUGUGGAUUGCUGGAACAAGGAUGUUGGGACCACGACUAUGUCGAGCUCGGGAUUUGAGCUGACGGACAUAUUAAUAGCCAAUGCGCAGAGCGCGGUCCAGAUGAUAUGUGACAGUAUCUCAGGUCGCAUUUCAGGCCUGUUAGAGAAGACGAAGAAGCAGACAAUGAAUCCCGAACUAACCGAUGGCGUGCUGUUUAGGUUCCUUGAGCAAUAUCUUCAGCGUCUUGAGGGUCCUUUGGCUGUGCAAGUUUGGAGCCGUUUUCUUCAAUUGACCAAGGAAGUCAUCGGUGGUGGAAAGGACUAUAGAUCACAGAGCUUUCCGACCCUAAGAUGUUUGACCGUUUUAGCGGAUAAGUUGACGCAGACGACGGCCAUAGAAGAUAGGCGGAUACGCAAGGACCUCCAGGAAACUUUCGGAAAACUUCUCGACUCGUGCGUAAUGUAUGUUGGCCGAUCAUUCGACCAAGGAUCUUGGAUUCGGCGGACUACCAAAGAGGCUUUGGCCACCAAUGGCAGAGAAUCUCCAGCUCCACGUAACGAUGCAAAGAUUGAUGAAAAGCUCAAUUCAAGUAACACCUCGCUAACGCCAGAACCGCCUAAGCCUGCCUCUAACGAAGUCAUGAUUCAGAUCAAUGACUUCAUCGCGAAAACAAUACUUCCGAACUUGCGGCGUUUCCUUGUAGACAAUGACAAAGUUGCAGGAGCAUGCAGCAACAUCGUGUAUUACAUUGUCAAUCCGGCCAUGAAAGGUAAAACUAAACCAAUGGACGUUGAUGCUACCACCGUUUCCAUUCUACAACAAAUGUCUAGGCUCCCUGCAGCGCUGAAAGCGUGGCGGACACCAAUUUCAGAUCUCUUGAACGAUAACCGGGUAUUCAAUAGCACUGCAGAGGCUGCCGAGCCAUGGAGACCUAUAAUGAAGUCUCUCUUCGAUGCAGACAAAACUGCGUUUCCCGAAUUACUUGGCAAGGUGGCCACCGCGCCAUCCACAAAUAUCUUUACGAAUAGGGAGUAUGAAAUGUUGUUGCGGUCGCUCAAUCUUCGUAGACUGUCCUUCGUGUUGUUCACCGGGGACAAGAAUCAUUUCCUAACACAGCUACCGUCAAUACAAGAGAAACUGGUGGAUAUUCUUCGUAAUGUGUCAGCCCCAAAUGUCCAGAGUGACGUUUACCUCUGCAUACGCGUCCUAUUGUGCCGUCUAUCCCCCCACAACCUCACCAGCUUCUGGCCAGUGAUUCUCACAGAAUUGUACCGCCUCUUCGAACAAGUCAUGUCUACGUUACCAUCGGAUGGAUCAGACGACUUACAGCUGAUAUUGUCUGCUUGCAAGUUUCUUGAUCUUCUGUUGGUCCUACAAACCGAGGAAUUUCAAAUUCACCAAUGGAUCUUCAUAACCGAUACAGUGGAUGCAAUAUAUCGACCAAACGAUUGGUAUCCAGAAGCGAUGUUUGACCAGUUGGCUGAGAUUGCUGGUAAUCUACCCAGUAAUCCUGCGUCGCAGAACGGGUCAACUGACCUAGGCAUUGGCGCAGCGUCAUCAUUCAAUUCUCAGAGGGUGAUGCGGCGCCCUUUGCUGAACAGGAUCCAUCAGAUAGACAGUAUACGUGAUUUGGUUCCCUUCUUUUCUAGCAUAAGUAUGUCAUCUUACGAGAGUGUCUACGCGAGUGGUGGUAUCGUAGAUUGGGAGGCGAUAGAGAAGGGGUUAAUGGAUGAUAUGUUUGACGGACGGUAAUUAUUUAAUGGGCUACUACAUGUAUUGAUACCUUCCACUUUGCUUGUGAUACCUUAAUGCUAUGUCUGUCCUCAGAUAUUUUAUUAACAUGCGACAGCUG
This is a messenger RNA of Guyanagaster necrorhizus, 5420 nucleotides long. RefSeq lists its product as uncharacterized. Gene Ontology annotation, cellular component: endosome; trans-Golgi network. The record is from RefSeq and is a predicted model, not a curated record. The coding region runs from base 20 to 5320 and encodes 1766 amino acids. NCBI's taxonomy places the organism in Eukaryota, Fungi, Basidiomycota, Agaricomycetes, Agaricales, Physalacriaceae. Gene Ontology annotation, biological process: Golgi to endosome transport. The transcript has 27 exons.